UGUGACCUACCUGUUUUCCUCAACCAGGGUCUCUGGAGCCUCCGGGAGUUCAUUGCAGUCCAGGGCCCCCUCCCCCACACUGUGGGCGGCUUCUGGCGCCUGGUGUAGGGGCAGCGGAGCCCCACACUGCUCACGCUGACCAACUGCGUGGAGUCUGCCCAGGGUGAAGCUGAUCUCAAGGACCUUGUGAAAGAAGAGUCCUCCCGGCUGGGAUGAAUCUACACCUGGCUGCCUGUGGGUCCUGCCUUGUCACCAGAGCAGGGGGGAUUCCCCGGCACUGAAUACAAGAGCCACCCUGCAGAGGGGCACCAGGGAAGGUGCUCUGGGGCCUCCUGUACUCUGACCCGCCCCAGUCUUCCCCCAGGUGAAGUGUGAGCAUUACUGGCCUCUAGACGCCCAGCCCUGCACCCAUGUGACCCUGGUGGGUGAGGAGGUGAUGGAGAACUGGACAGUACGAAAUCUGAAGCUCUGGCAUCGCUGGCGUGGGCCGCUCGGGCACCCUCAUUGCCCUGGAUGUCCUGCUGCGGCAGCUGGAGAGUGAGGGUCUCAUGGGGCCCUUCAGCUACAUGAUGGAGAUGUGAGAAAGCCGGCCACAUACGGUGCAGACUGAGGUGAUGGGGAUCCUCGGGCACAGGGUGGGUGGGGUGGGGUGGGGCCCCAGAGGAAAGCAGGCCGAGGCUCAGUAGCGCACCCUCACCUGCCCGUGCUCUGUCCCCAGGCCCAGUAUGUGUUCCUGCACCAGUGCAUCCUUAGGUUUCUGCAACAGUCAUCCCCAGUGCCUGCUGAGAAGGGGCCCACCUAUGAGAACCUGCUUUUCGAGAAUGUAGCUCCUACAGAGGCCUGAGCUGCGGGAGGGCUGAGACCCCAGCCCAUCUAGACUCAAAUUCUGCAUCCCUACUUCACCCCAGAUACCUGGACCCCUGGGACAGCAGAGGGCUGGGGUCCCACACCCCUGGGCCCUGCAGGAAGAGGGGGCUGGCAGCCUAAAUUCCUGCUUUCCGGAGGGGGAGAGAGGUCAGGUGGGAGCCCAGAUCCUGGAUUUCCAGUUCCUUGAAGAAGGAGAGGGAUGGGAUCUAGGAUUUCCUUGUUGCUUUUUGAGGGAGGAAGAGGCUGCAGGGUCUCAAGGAAACAAGCUGAUUUCUGAGGAAGAAAGGAAGUAACGAGGGUCCAGAAUUGUGGCCACCCAAGGCGCGAGGGCAGGCCAGGCAGGAUCCUGCCCGUAUUUUACUCCAGAAACUGAAUCAUCAACCUUCGAGGAUCUGAGGUUUCCCUGCACCCCACUGCCUGUACAUAUUUUUUCUUUUAUCCCAUAAUUUAUUAAAUCACUAUGCUCCCUAGAGACACUUGCCCCAUUGGAUUUCUGGGUCUGGAAAUAAUAUUGGGGUGGGUUCCUGACGUUUAGGUACUGAGGCCAAUGUCCUAGGGAGGAAACUAGAGGGACUCACAAUUUGCGCCUGAAAAAUGUAGGUUUGGACAGUUGAGUCUCUCCGAGAAGGCUGUAGGUCUAGGGUCUGGGCAGUGUGGACUCGCUUCCCUCGAGCUGGGAGCACGGGGGCUUGCCUUCUGGGCACGGCCUUAGGGGAACUUAGAGGGUGGAGUGAAGUCUGUAUCGGAUUUGCUGGAGAAUUUCACGCAUAGUCUCCUGUCUGGAUAUCUGAAUAGCUGGGUCUCCGGAGAGGGUCUUCUGGGUCCUAGAACCCGAUAUCCUGGAGCCUGGUUCUAUGGACAGUCCCGGGGUCUGGGGUGGGGAGAAGGGGUCUGUAUGCCCGGUGGCUGGACUAGAAGGCAGAAAAUCCUUGGGACCAGGAUAAAUAUCCGUGGGCGCCCUGGUGGUUCCAGGCUGGGGCGGGACGAGGGCCGGGGCGGAGUUCUCCACCUUCCAAAUACGCACGCGCACACACACAUACACACUCUCAGGCUUUCUCUCACACACAUAUACACGCUCACACACACGCACACGGGCACAUACACACCCCGGGCUGGCUCCGUUCGGCUGAGCCCCCGCCCCACAGCGCUCCGCGAUCAGCACCCAGGACAGCGCCAGCCACACGCGUGCCGGGGCGGGGUCCGGGCGGGGCCGGCGCCUCGGUAUCUCUCGGGAGGGUCCUGUCUAGCCACCGAGCAGAAAGAACAGUAAGACCCCGCCGCCAUGUUCCCGGAGCCCCCAACACCGGGGCCUCCAGCGACCGACACGCCUCCUGACUCGAGUCGCAUCAGCCACGGCCCUGUGCCCCCCUGGGCUCUGGCCACCAUCGUGCUGGUCUCAGGCCUCCUCGUCUUCAGCUGCUGUUUCUGUCUCUACCGGAAGCGUUGUCGGAGGCGGAUGGGCAAGAAGAGCCAGGCUCAAGCCCAGGUCCACCUUCAGGAAGUGAAGGAGCUGGGCCGGAGUUACAUAGACAAGGUGCAGCCAGAAGUGGAGGAGCUGGAGCCGACACCAUCUGGGCCAGGGCAGCAGGUGGCAGAGAAGCAUGAACUAGGACGACUACAGUACUCACUGGAUUAUGAUUUCCAGAGUGGCCAGCUGCUGGUGGGCAUCGUGCAAGCUGAGGGAUUGGCAGCCUUGGACCUAGGUGGCUCCUCUGACCCCUACGUGCGGGUUUACCUGCUGCCAGACAAACGGAGGCGGCACGAGACCAGGGUGCAUCGGCAGACGCUGAACCCACACUUUGGGGAGAACUUCGCCUUCAAGGUCCCCUACGUGGAGCUGGGGGGCAGGGUACUGGUCAUGGCAGUAUAUGACUUCGACCGCUUCUCCCGCAACGACUCCAUUGGGGAGGUGCGGGUCCCCAUGAGCUCCGUGGACUUGGGGCGGCCAGUGCUGGCCUGGCGGGAGCUGCAGGCGGCUCCUCGGGAGGAGGAGAAACUAGGUGACAUCUGCUUCUCCCUCCGCUAUGUCCCCACGGCCGGGAAGCUCACCGUCAUCGUCCUGGAGGCUAAAAACCUGAAGAAGAUGGAUGUAGCAGGGCUGUCAGAUCCGUAUGUCAAGGUCCACCUGCUGCAGGGUGGCAAAAAGGUGCGGAAGAAGAAAACGACCAUCAAGAAGAAUACUCUGAACCCCUAUUACAACGAGGCCUUCAGCUUCGAGGUGCCCUGUGACCAGGUCCAGAAGGUUCAGGUGGAGCUGACUGUGCUGGACUAUGACAAGCUGGGCAAGAACGAGGCCAUCGGGAGGGUGGCCGUAGGGGCAGCGGCCGGGGGCGCUGGGCUGCGGCACUGGGCAGACAUGCUGGCCAACCCCCGGCGGCCCAUCGCCCAGUGGCACUCGCUGCGGCCCCCUGACCGAGUGAGGCCACCGCCAGCACCCUGAUACCCACCCUCAAGCCCCUGACCCCAGACUCCUGUCCAAAGCCACGUCCAUGCCCACCUAUAAGCCUUCUCUGAACGCUAACACCCCCCCCACUCUACCCAUUCCUGCCUUCUCCCCAUCCCCAUUAUGCCAAUCAUGAUAACCUGCCAACUCCCCCAAUAUGGCACAUGCCCCAAAGCCCCAGGGACCCCUGGGGGAGGAGGAGAGCAGUCUGGUCUCCCGCCAUCCCAGGGUCUCGCCCUCUGCUUUGACAAUCAGUGAUCCCAGCCUACUAUCCCCUUGGCUCCCAGUAUCCCUUUUCCUGCACAGUAUCACCCACUCCUGUCCCCGGUCUGAUUCCUGCACCACUCCUGGGACCAAAUAAAUACUCAGCAACUUUG
Aethalodelphis obliquidens (Pacific white-sided dolphin) is the source of this 3687-nucleotide messenger RNA. RefSeq names its product synaptotagmin 5 (gene SYT5). The transcript has 11 exons. The record is from RefSeq and is a predicted model, not a curated record. NCBI's taxonomy places the organism in Eukaryota, Metazoa, Chordata, Mammalia, Artiodactyla, Delphinidae. Gene Ontology annotation, biological process: synaptic vesicle endocytosis; calcium ion-regulated exocytosis of neurotransmitter. The coding region runs from base 2150 to 3307 and encodes 385 amino acids. Gene Ontology annotation, molecular function: calcium-dependent phospholipid binding; clathrin binding; phosphatidylserine binding. Gene Ontology annotation, cellular component: dense core granule; exocytic vesicle; axon.